Messenger RNA from Peromyscus eremicus (cactus mouse), 357 nucleotides. RefSeq names its product keratin-associated protein 9-3-like. Gene Ontology annotation, cellular component: keratin filament. Lineage: Eukaryota; Metazoa; Chordata; Mammalia; Rodentia; Cricetidae. The record is from RefSeq and is a predicted model, not a curated record. The transcript has a single exon. The coding region runs from base 1 to 357 and encodes 118 amino acids.
AUGGCCUGCUGUGCUACUAGCUUCUGUGGCUUUCCCACUUGCUCUACUGGUGGUAUCUGUGGCUCCAGCUGCUGCCAGCCCAGCUGCUGUGAGGCUGGCUAUGGCUAUGGCAUUGGGGGUGGCAUUGGCUGUGGCCAGGAGGGUGGCAGUGGAGGCGUGAGCUGCCGCGUUAGAUGGUGCCGCCCAGACUGCCGCGUGGAGGGCACCUGCCUGCCCCCCUGCUGCGUGGUGAGCUGCAUACCCCCAACCUGCUGCCAGCUGCACCAUGCCCAGGCCUCCUGCUGCCGCCCAUCCUACUGUGGACAGUCCUGCUGCCGCCCAGCCUGCUGCUGCUACUGCUGCCCGCCCACCUGCUAA